This is a messenger RNA of Funneliformis mosseae, 172 nucleotides long. Lineage: Eukaryota; Fungi; Glomeromycota; Glomeromycetes; Glomerales; Glomeraceae. The record is from the annotation of a GenBank genome assembly.
GUCGAUCAAUAUACCGCGCAACAUUUCAUAUGUUAUUAUGGAGAUUCUAUCGACAAACAAGAUGAAAGGAUAUAUGAUAUUGAUUUUUUGAUUAACAUAAAGAAAGCAUAUAUUGAAUUGAUAGACUAUCUUCUAUAUUUUUCGAAUAUAAAAUACAAUAGAAUUACUCUUG